Molecule: messenger RNA, 974 nt
Organism: Melanaphis sacchari
Lineage: Eukaryota; Metazoa; Arthropoda; Insecta; Hemiptera; Aphididae
Product: dual specificity protein phosphatase 3
Exons: 4
Coding region: 334-921 (195 amino acids)
Biological process (GO): negative regulation of MAPK cascade; protein dephosphorylation
Cellular component (GO): cytoplasm
Molecular function (GO): protein tyrosine/serine/threonine phosphatase activity; MAP kinase phosphatase activity
Source: RefSeq, a predicted model, not a curated record
UUUUCUUUUUAAUAUGAUAAAAAACUAUAAAAAAUCAUUAUUACUAUGAUUGUAAUUGUAUCACUGCAGUCAUGACUAGAAUUAUUACACUCAUAAUCCUGUGAUUAAAUACUACCUAACAUUGUAAAUAUUAUUUAUUUUUUUUUUUUUAUUGCUUAUAAAAUAAUAAAACUGUAUGUACUUCACAUUUUGUACUAAGUGUCUCGGUGAAUACGUCCUACAACAAUUUAUAACAAACAUCAUCCGCAGGACGGCAUGUCAUCGUCACUCUUUACGAUAUCGGUAAUUUUUUUUUAUCAGUUAAAUAAAAAAUAAAAUAUUUUGUUGUCAAAAAUGGACUAUUUAUUAGCAAAAUUUCGUAAAAAAGAACCAAAAAAAGAAGUUACUUUUGAGGAUUUGCAAGCGGUGCUUUUACGUACUCAACCUCCUCCAAAAAAAAAAUAUCUAUCAACAUGUGAUUAUAAUGAAAUUUGUCCAAGAGUUUAUGUUGGAGAUUGGAACACUGCAAAAAAUCUUAAUUUAUUGCUUUCACUUGGUAUCACACAUGUAGUAAAUGCUGCCCAAGGUAUUGGAUUUGGCAUGGUUGAUACAAAUGAACAAUUUUAUCGUCCAUUUAAUAUUCAAUACAUGGGUUUAGCUUUAUGUGAUGAUCCUAAUGUUGCAAUAAAUGAAUAUUUUGAUAGUGUAUCUAAUUUCAUAGAUGACGCACUAUUACAAAAAGGUAAGGUUUUGGUUCAUUGCAUAAUGGGCAUUUCAAGAUCUGCAACAAUUACAAUUGCUUAUUUAAUGAUAAAAAAAGGAUUAAGAGCUAAGGAAGCAGUAGAAAAAGUAAAAAAAGCAAGAGAUAUUAGGCCAAACAAUGGAUUUCUUAAACAACUAGCUCAACUUGACAAUGACAGAGUACAUAAUAAUAAUAUUUAACAUUGGUGCUGUAAACAUAAUAUGAUAAUAAUAAAAAAAAAAAUCAUAUUGAA